Molecule: messenger RNA, 642 nt
Organism: Portunus trituberculatus (swimming crab)
Lineage: Eukaryota; Metazoa; Arthropoda; Malacostraca; Decapoda; Portunidae
Product: vegetative cell wall protein gp1-like
Exons: 4
Coding region: 1-642 (213 amino acids)
Source: RefSeq, a predicted model, not a curated record
AUGACAUCACAUGAAAGGACUACACCCACACUCCACAACUACCCAACCAAACCCACACCUGUCCAACCAAUCCCACAUCUGCCCAGCCAAUCCCACACCUGUACUGUCAAUCCCACACCUGCCCAACCAACCCCACACCUGUACAGCAAUUCCACACCACAGCCAAUCCCACACCUGUUGAACCAAUCCCAUUCCUAUACAGCCAAUCUCACACCUGUACAACCAAUCCCACACCUGUUUAGCCAAUCCCACACCUGUACAGCUAAUCCCCACACCUGCACAGCCAUCCCACACCUGUACAACCAAUCCCAUUCCUAUAGUCAAUCCCACACCUGCACAGCCAAUCCCACAUCUACACAGCCAAUCCCACAUCUACACAGCCAAUCCCACAACUGCACAGCCAAUCCAACACCUGCACAGCCAAUCCCAAAUCUGUGCGUGAUGGGACUUCCUGCGCCGCCAUCCCGUAAAUCACUGCCAGCGGCAAGAAUGGACCUCCAAGUGUUAUCAACGGAGCGUCGCGCCAGCCAGUGCCUCAGUUUUCAGCUGCACCAGGUUCUAGGGUCUGGCUUGAUCCCUGUCCUGGUGGUUGGGAGAGGCCAGAGAGCGCUUCAUGGCGGAGCGAACCAGUGCCUUGCGUAA